Episyrphus balteatus (marmalade hoverfly) is the source of this 1024-nucleotide messenger RNA. RefSeq lists its product as uncharacterized. NCBI's taxonomy places the organism in Eukaryota, Metazoa, Arthropoda, Insecta, Diptera, Syrphidae. Bases 84 to 890 code for a protein of 268 amino acids. Gene Ontology annotation, cellular component: transcription regulator complex; nucleus. The record is from RefSeq and is a predicted model, not a curated record. Gene Ontology annotation, biological process: regulation of transcription by RNA polymerase II. The transcript has 2 exons.
GUUUCCUUGCGUUCUGUUCAGUUCAGUGCAGUUGUUAAUUCGAAUUGUGUAGAGGUUUUAAAAUAAAGCAAACAAAAAAAAAAAUGCAUCGAAUGAAAACAAAUAUUGAAGAUUUUAUCUCACUAAUUGAAAACCGUCCUGCAUUAUAUAAUUUUAAAAUUCCAGACUUUAAAAAUACAAAAUUAACAGAAAAACUCUGGGAAGAAGUUGCUCGUGAGUGUAAUGCAGAUGUUUAUACAUGCAAGUCCAAGUGGUCAAAUUUACGUGUCUCAUUUGCGAGACAAAUACGAUAUGAGCAAUCUAAUGCAAACAAUUUGCCUUUGAAAAAUGAUUGGUAUUUAAAGGAUAAUAUGGCAUUUAUGCGGAAUUAUAUGCGCUUGCACAAUCCGAAGAAGAAUACAGAAAAGUCAAAAAAAGAAAAUCCAAAAAAUCAAGAAUUAUUAAUGGAAUCGAGCUUAGAAGUUCAACAAGACACAAUUUUAUCCAAAUCAAAUUUUGAGAUUAAAAAUGAAACUCUGUUAGAAAAUGAAAAUGUUUCGGAUUGUAUUUCAAUUUUAUCAACAAUUUCCGAUGAAUCGAAUAGUGAAACAGUACAACUAACAAAGACUUUCGAAGGAGCAAUAUAUAAUAAACCUGCCCAGAAAAGGAGAUCACCGAUACAAGAAGAUCAAUCCUCAGAAGAACCUUUAAAGAAAAUAAUGAAAAGUCAAGAAAUAGUAGAAAAACCGUCAUCUUCAUCUGUUAGCAAACAACAAAAAGAAGAUGCAACUGUGAAGUUUUUUAAGAGCAUGCUGUUAGACUUUAACAAAUUAACUGCAAGAAGGCAACGUUUGUUAAAACAAGAACUUAUGGAAGAUUUAAAUACACUGCUUGACGAACAGGAAAAUUAAAUUGAAUUAAUUUGUUUGACAGUUUUGCCGUUUGCCACAACUGUGAUCUUUAUUUUUAACAUUAAAAUUGUACUGAAGUAAAAGUGUGCACAUAUUUAAAUUAAAAGUUUUUACAAAGACUAAAUAAAACUUAA